AUGGCUGGCCUGCACCCGGCUGGGAUGUUCAUCGCGCUGGACAUGUUCUCUGCCGACCUGCACGAGGAGAGCGACCCCGCAGCAGCGGCUCAGGCGGGCGAUGGCAGCGACGAUUCCGAGGCAUUUGAGCGGCAACAAGCAGCGGUGCCCAACCCGCCUGCUCCCAAGCGACAGCAGAUUGCCCUCGAGCCCGAGGAGGAGAUUGACGUCGAGCUCCAGCAGCAGACCGAGAAGGCUCUGUCGGCCAGAAUGAAGCAAGUGUUUGAUCGCGCGUCGACCCCGACGCUGCUGGCUGGCGAGGUGACGAUCAGCUCGGCCGAGUUUGUGGAGGGCUUCAAUACGUGCUCACUGGAAUCCGGCGUCUCGGGCUCGCUGUUCGUCACCAACUACCGCAUGGCAUUCGUCGCAACAGAGGGAUCCUCGUACACCCAUGGCACUGGCGCCAGCUCGACGUUUGACGAGAACGACGUCCCGCUGACCUGCAUCGUACGCAUCUACAAGAUUAUCAAUGGCAAACGCACCCGCUUGGAUGCAAUGUUGCCGGAAUCCUCUGCUGCAUUGAACGCCAUCGAAGUCCGUUGCAAAUUUAAAUUCGUGUUUGCUAAUACACCACGGUUCCAGGCCAUCCGGCUCGUCAACGCGCUCUUUCACUACGCCUUCCCAACAUCUGCCAGUCGCUUGUUUGCCUUCGAUUACCGACCGCCAGUGGACGUUUACGAGGAAGUGGUCAAGAUUCUGCCGUCACACCACCCUCGGAGCUAG
Molecule: messenger RNA, 762 nt
Organism: Capsaspora owczarzaki ATCC 30864
Lineage: Eukaryota; Filasterea; Ministeriida; Capsasporidae
Exons: 5
Coding region: 1-762 (253 amino acids)
Source: RefSeq, a predicted model, not a curated record